Amphiprion ocellaris (clown anemonefish) is the source of this 2221-nucleotide messenger RNA. RefSeq names its product solute carrier family 25 member 55a (gene slc25a55a). Gene Ontology annotation, molecular function: L-glutamate transmembrane transporter activity; L-aspartate transmembrane transporter activity. The coding region runs from base 233 to 1231 and encodes 332 amino acids. Gene Ontology annotation, biological process: aspartate transmembrane transport; malate-aspartate shuttle; L-glutamate transmembrane transport. The record is from RefSeq and is a predicted model, not a curated record. The transcript is spliced from 10 exons. Lineage: Eukaryota; Metazoa; Chordata; Actinopteri; Pomacentridae.
CCCGCCCCCUCCUCCGUUGAAAACCCAAUGGAAAUUUCCAGUCUGUCCCCUCACUGAUAUAUUAGAGACCCGACCGGAGAAAGGGACGGAAGUGGAGAUCAACGGCUCGAAGCAAUCUUUCAUUAAAUACUACAAGACAAUCUUUAGGACUCUAUUUAUUCACUUGACUGAAGAACACUUGAAUCUGCAUAUCUUCUUCACUUGUAAAUCUUCUGUCUUCACCUGUUCAGUCAUGUCUCAGCAGCAGAUCAGCCUCCCAGCCAAGCUCAUUAACGGUGGCAUUGCUGGCAUCGUUGGGGUCACUUGCGUCUUCCCCAUUGACUUGGCAAAGACCAGGUUACAGAAUCAGAGACCAGGUCAGCAGGUCUACAAGAGCAUGAUGGACUGCCUUGUCAAGACAGUUCGAUCAGAGGGAUGCUUUGGAAUGUACAGAGGUGCUGCUGUAAAUCUGACCUUGGUCACCCCCGAGAAGGCAAUCAAGCUGGCCGCUAAUGACUUGUUACGCCAUCACCUUUCCAAAGAUGGAAAGGGACUGACGGUGUUCAAAGAAAUGCUGGCAGGUUGUGGUGCAGGCAUGUGCCAAGUCGUUGUCACCACCCCCAUGGAAAUGCUCAAGAUACAGCUACAGGAUGCAGGCAGACUGGCGGCCCAGCAGCAAAAACCGGUCAUGAUGUCUUCAGCUAAACUCGUGGCCACCAACACCGUGCCCAGCCGCUCCUUCAACUCCGGUGCAGUGGUCUCCGCUCCACGAGCCGUGUCAGCCACUCAGAUCGCAAAGGAGCUGCUCCUGACGCAGGGCAUCCAGGGGCUCUACAAGGGUCUGGGGGCAACACUGAUGAGGGAUGUUCCCUUUUCUAUCGUUUACUUCCCACUGUUUGCGAAUCUGAACCACCUGGGCAAACCCAGCCCAGAAGAGUCGUCGCCUUUCUACUGGGCCUUCCUCUCGGGCUGCGUUGCGGGAUCCACUGCUGCCGUGGCUGUUAACCCCUGCGACGUGGUGAAGACCAGACUGCAGUCGCUGAACAAAGGGGCCAGUGAGGAGACUUACAAUGGAGUUGUGGAUUGUGUGAGUAAAAUCCUGCGGAAGGAGGGGCCGUCUGCCUUCCUGAAAGGAGCAGGCUGCCGGGCGCUGGUCAUCGCGCCUCUCUUUGGAAUUGCACAGGUCAUGUACUUUGUUGGCGUCGGUGAAUACAUCCUGGACAACUCGCCUCUCAGCUUCCUGGCAGCUUGAGACCAUAUCGUCUCGCUGACUGGCGUUGCACAGGACCUGGUGGAACAACUGGCAGCUACAUACUAUCGGUUUACAGAAGAGGACUGAGUCAGGAAGACAUCAGGAUGUGAAGCCCUGCGAUUUCACCACCUGUAUGGUUUGACAGCUGUGUUGCACUUGUACACUUUUGUGACUUAUUCAGUAGGCUGUGGCCAUCGUUUGCACUUGAAGCUGUUAGCCUUACUGGGUUGGGGACUCAGAGUUGUAGUGUUGAUCUUUCUUUGUCCCUAACAGUCAUGUUCAGUUUCCCUCUGUGAGGGAGGGGAGCAAAUGCCAUCAAAAAGACACACCUACUGUUUGUGUUUUCUAACAUAAUAACCUUUCAUAUUCUUUUGUAUGUGUAUGUUAGUGUACUUUAAAUCAGUCAAUGCAGUACUCUGUGUAUUGUUGUUUUUUUUUUUUUAAUUAUCUCCCAUUUCAGUUGCUGUCUUAUGUUACAAAGACUUCAACUUGGAACUACAAUUCAAAAUAGGUGAUACAGUAUUUAAAGUGUAUCGCAAAAAGGAUCUGCUAUUUCUUUGAAAUUUACAUCGACAUACAUUUUCAGCAUUUCUAAGUGUGUGACUGAUAAUGAAUCUUCCUACUGACAUGGGACCACACAGUUAAGCAAACCAUGAACUGUGUCCUCGUAAAUACUUGAUAUUGUCCUUGCAGCCGUUGUUCUGUGAACAGCUGUCUCUGUAUCUUAAUGUCUGCAAAACUUGAGAUGCAUCCAUGCAUGACUUCAUGUGUUUGUCCACAUAACUUCACCUGAAAUAUUUACAUAUGCAUAGCAACAGUUGUACUCUAAAGGCUGGUUUAUGCCUUAAAGGAAAAAAAAUGGCGCUUGUGAUUCUGAGGAGCAGAAAAAGCAUUAUUGUAGUUACUGUGAACAUGUGAGAAAUGACUGUUACUGUACUCUGUGAUGGCUUUUUGUACAUACUGAAUAUAUACAUUAAACCUUGUAAUGCA